AUGAAACGACAUGGGCGUCUGCCCCUCUUCAUCACCGGUGAAAACAGUAGCUAAUCAAAGCUAUUAGGGCUUAUAUAGGGUUUUAUAUCCCUAUCUAGUAUCUCUCACACACAAGCUUUUCUUCAUUUCCCGCCUAAGUUCGCAAUCAUCUUCUCUCCAUUUUAUGCUUUACUCUUCUUUCCCUUUCCGCUAGGUUUUCGAAACCACUGCCAAAAUCUACCAUGGUAUCUUCAAGGCAACUCCUCUCCAUUAUCGAAUCCUCUCUCCUAAGUCCGUCGCCUCCUUCACCGGCUCAAAGAAUCGAGCUCUUGCACGCCAUUCGCAGCUCCCUGUCAUCUCUCCAGUCUCUCCUUUCCUAUCCGCCUCCCAAACCAUCGGACCGUGCCCAAGUUCAGUCAAAAGAAGUCAGGCUGCCUGAUUCACCGCCAAUCUCGUUGGAUGAUCAGGAUGUACAGAUUGCUCUGCAAUUAAGUGAUGACCUCAAUCUCAAUGAAAUAGAUUGUGUUCAAUUGCUUGUUUCAGCAAACCAAGAGUGGAUUUUAAUGGGACGAGAGCGAUUGGAAAUUUUGCGCCUUGCAGCGGGACUUUGGUACACUGAGAGACGGGAUCUUAUAACAUCCCUCUUUAUGCUUUUAAGGGCUGUUGUGCUCGAUCAACAACUUGAAGCUGAUAUUGUUUUAGACAUUCAGAAGUGUUUGGAAGAUCUUAUCAAUGGUGGGCUUAGACAACAUUUCAUUUCUCUUAUAAAGGAACUCAAUCGAGAAGAACCUGCUGGUUUAGGUGGGCCUCUAUGUGAGCGCUACAUCAUUGACUCUAGAGGUACUCUUGUUGAGCGGCAAGCUGUGGUUCAGAAGGAGAGACAUUUACUCGGACAUUGCCUUGUUCUCUCUGUUUUGGUUGUGCGAACAAGUAAGCUGCUAAGGAUUUUCCUGAGUUGUCAAUGUCUUUCUUCCUUCAUUUCAUUUGCUUACUUUGCAUGAUAAUGGCUUAUAGUG
Messenger RNA from Hevea brasiliensis (rubber tree), 995 nucleotides. Its product is annotated as nuclear pore complex protein NUP205-like. The transcript has 6 exons. NCBI's taxonomy places the organism in Eukaryota, Viridiplantae, Streptophyta, Magnoliopsida, Malpighiales, Euphorbiaceae. The record is from RefSeq and is a predicted model, not a curated record. Gene Ontology annotation, cellular component: nuclear pore. Bases 222 to 980 code for a protein of 252 amino acids.